CGCUAGCCUCGUACGCGAAUCCGCUUCAGAUAUCGAUAGUUCAUCAUCAUCGACAGCAUCUCUACUUCCAUCACAACAACCUACACUCAACUCAGACGGAAUAGAACGUCGACCACCUGUCAAAUCUAAUUCCAUUACUACACUCCGAAAUGCUAUCACAGAAAUUCGACGUCUGCGCGCCUGCGCAGGACUUCAACAGAUACAUCAAGCAGCACUACUAACCACAUCCAAUAACAUUAUCACUAGUCCGCAUAUGACGACUACAAGUGCGCCUUUAUCCUCACGUCGCUCUUCCUCUCGCUCUACUUCACCUUCACUUUCUGACCUUACUUCACUAGCAACGUUGGCAGAGUUGGCAGCCUCUCAACAUGUCAGCGGGUCUGACAGCAACCCAGGUUCUUGCAACUCUUCACCCAUGUCUUCACCCAAAUCAAGUUCACGACGUGCUCUAUCGCCAACAGAAGCUAAUGCACAUCCUCAUCUUCACAUCGUUGGAGAUGGAGGUGGGUUCGUAUUCGGAGGUACAAACGGUAGUGGCAAUAAUAGUGGUAGUGGUAGUGGUAAUGGUCGUGGUCGUGGUAGCAGCAAUCUAUUAGAGCCAUUAUCAACUCAGCUUUAUUCACCACCCUUAUCACCAUCAAGUCCUACCGCGUCAUCAAGCUCAACUUUUCAAAACCAUUUUUCAGCCAUCCUUCCAGCUGUCUCCAAUACACCACCUAACAUUUGUGGUGAUGGUUCACACCAAGCGCCGCCAACGCUUCCACCCAUCCAUACAAUGGUACAACCAGCAUCAUUCCAUCCAUAUCAGCAACAGCAGCAACAGCAGCAACAGCAGCAAUCAUAUACAUCAAUGUUUUGUACACCAUCAUCAUCUGUCCUUUCUUCCUCUCAAAACAACCCAGAUGCCAUGUCACCUACAUCCAUUUUCUCGGAAUCGUCUAUCGCGCGCUCACCACCUACUCCAUCGAUAUACAACCCAAUCUCAUCAUUUCCUCCAUUAUGAGUGAAACAAAUGACAAAAGAAAAAUGGAAAGAAUGAAGGAUGAUGAGAACAUUAGGAUAUUAGAACCUUUCUUUGUAUAGACAAAUAUACC
This is a messenger RNA of Lobosporangium transversale, 1094 nucleotides long. RefSeq lists its product as hypothetical. The record is from RefSeq and is a predicted model, not a curated record. NCBI's taxonomy places the organism in Eukaryota, Fungi, Mortierellomycota, Mortierellomycetes, Mortierellales, Mortierellaceae. The transcript has a single exon. The coding region runs from base 254 to 1003 and encodes 249 amino acids.